Messenger RNA from Esox lucius (northern pike), 1044 nucleotides. RefSeq lists its product as uncharacterized. The transcript has 8 exons. Lineage: Eukaryota; Metazoa; Chordata; Actinopteri; Esociformes; Esocidae. The coding region runs from base 25 to 978 and encodes 317 amino acids. The record is from RefSeq and is a predicted model, not a curated record.
AGGACAGUGGAUAUACUGGGCUAAAUGCUGAAUACUGCAAGUAUAGGCGGAAAGGGUGUCCUAUAUAUUGCUCCGAUACAGGAGGAACUAGACACUCAGCCACUGCCUCCUGACUCCAGGUCCUUCUCCAGUAUGCCAAAGGCAAUGUGCCACUCCUGUCACACCAGCUAUCCAAUGCAAAUCCUAGCGCUGCAUGUUGAAACAUGUAAGCCUUCAGAUACUUAUCCACAGGAGCCUAUGGAGGAAGAUGUGUUUUUUGUGUCCUCAAAGACAGAGUUGCAGACCGUGUGCCCAAUCUGUGGCAAAAAUUUUCCUACCAAUUACCUGGAGGCACAUGCAAGCGAGUGUGGAGAGUCUGUUGCCCUUCUGGUCCUCUCCUACGACCUGUCUGCCUCUGUAGAAGUGCUGGUGAAAUCUGGGCUGCAAGUCUGGCUCAAAGCGGACCACCACCCUGCUGCCUCAAACUUUGGUGCUACAAGUACUUGUGUGAUGGGGAGAUACAGAUUCAGCAAAUUUCCAAAGAGGAUGUCUCUGAUGCGGAGUAUACAUCACUUCUCUCCUAGUGCUGUUGUUCUUCAUGCCGUACUUCGGCUGCUGCCCCUUCUCUCCCAGCUACGUGAAGGUCUGAAACUUUAUGGUCUCGCUGAUCUAAUGAACCAAUACCCAAACAUCUGCCAACCACUCUUUGUCCCUGGGAUGGAGGUGAAGGCUGAUGCUGACUUUGUCUUUGCGGCUUGCCAACCUGAGUUCAGCGAGAAGGGCUCCAAUAAAGAACAGGUGGAAGUGAGCGUUAUGAACCAUCUACAGGACUUCUUGCAGGAGCUGGAAGCAUGUGAACAUCCAGAGGUGGGUGACACAGACUAUCCAGGUCACCUGUCCCCCAGUAUGUUUCUCCAGUGGCUCACAGGACAGGGCCACAUUCCUGUCUUACCAGAAGAGAAACUUCAGAGUCUGUGUGCAGUUCAAUCACACCUGUGACAUCCAGUAUGGUUCACAUACAGUUUGCUACCCAACAGUUGCUGCAUGUAGUAACACAAUCCGCCU